Messenger RNA from Rhagoletis zephyria (snowberry fruit fly), 2331 nucleotides. The record is from RefSeq and is a predicted model, not a curated record. NCBI's taxonomy places the organism in Eukaryota, Metazoa, Arthropoda, Insecta, Diptera, Tephritidae.
GUGCAAGUGGUCUUCCCCGAGCAGAAUGAGACCUCGGAGAAGGUGGUGAUUCGCGGUGCGAAGAAGGACGCCGAGGCGUGCUACAAGCACCUCAGUCAGAUGAACAAGGAACUGCUGCUCAACAACCACCGCCUGGAGGUGCCCAUCUUCAAGCAGUUGGUGGGCUUUCUCCAGGGCAAGGAUUCCAUUAAGAGCAUUCGCGAGGAGACCGGCACACGCAUCGACGUGGACGGCGACGGCGACCUGAUGGUGAUCACCGGGAAGAAGGAGGCGGUGGAGCGCGCCCGGGACCGCAUCCAGGCGCUGCAGGCCACCCUCGCCGACAUGUCCAGCGUGGACAUCAUCAUUCCAGCGAAGAUUCACCACUUUAUGCUGGGCCCCAAGGGGCGGAACAUCAAGUCGGUGAUGGCCAAUUGCGGCGGCGUGCUGGUCAACUUUCCGCCGGAGGGCAGCGGCAGCGACAAGGUGCAGAUUCGCGGCCCGAAGGAGGGCGUGGCGAAGGCGAAGACGGCGCUGGUGGCGAUGAGCAACGACUACCAGACGAACAACUACUCGGAGGAGCUGAAGGUGCGGGUGGAGCACCACCGCUACCUGAUUGGCCGCGCCGGCGCCAACAUCAACAAGCUGAAGGAGGAGACCGGCGUGCGGGUGUACUUUAGCAGCGACCAGCAGCACCAGGGGCACCAGCAGCACCGAGGCUCAUCGGGAAGAGAAAAGGAGAAGGAAAAUAGCGCCAGCAACAGUGAAGAAGUGGUGACCAUCACCGGGAAGAAGGAGGCGGUGGUGAAGGCCCGCGCCCUGCUCGAGGCGAAGAUCAAGGAGCUGGAGAAGACGGUGGAGGCGGAGAUGCGCGUCGACCCGAAGUACCACCACCUGUUUGUGGCGCGCCGGGCGGCCGUCUGCAAGCAGCUCUACGACGACUACGGCGGCGUCAAUGUGAGCUUUCCGCCGCUGGGCGGCGGCGGCGGCGACAAGGCAACGCCCACCAGCGACCGCGUUCAGCUGAAGGGCGCGCCGGAGUGCGUGGAGGCGGUGAAGGGCCGCAUUGCGGAGAUUAUCGCCGACCACGAGGCGCAGGUGACCAUUGAGGUGGAGGUGGAGGCGGUCCACCACCGGGGGCUGCUCACCGGCGGGCCGCGAAGUCGGGUGAAUGGGCUGCAGGCGGAGCACGAUGUGCGCAUCAAGUUUCCCGCACGACCGAAGACUGAAAAGGAGUUGCAGCAGCAGCAGCAGGCGAAUGGAGAGAACCAGGCGGCGGCGGCCCCUGAAGAGACUGAAGAGGAGAAGCAGGCUCGAGCGGAACGGGCCAAUACGGUGCUGAUCAGCGGCCGGGCGGAGAACUGCGAGGCGGCCCGGCGGGCGCUGCUCGCCCUGGUGCCCGUCACGGCGACGGUGGCCAUUCCCUACGAGUUUCACCGGUACGUCAUCGGGCAGAAGGGCGUCGGCGUGCGCGAGCUGAUGGACCGCUGCAAUGUGAACAUUCGCGUGCCGCCGCAGGCGGACAAGUCUGACCUGAUCUACGUGACGGGCAGCCCGGAGGCGGUGGAGCGCGCCCGCGAGGAGCUCGGUAAGCGGCUGGCCGAGCUGGAGGGCGAGAAGGCGGACCGCCAGGCGCGCUCCUACUCGCUCAGCUUUCCCGUCAACCCGGUGCACCACCCGAAGAUUAUCGGCAAGAAGGGCGCGGUCAUUAGCAAGAUUCGCACCAAGCACAAUGUGCAGAUUAAUGUGCCCGAGUCGGGUCGUGGCGGUGGCGGCGAGGCCGGCGACCUGAUCACCGUCAUUGGCUACGAGAAGGACGCCCUGGCGGCGAAGGAGACCAUCCUGGCGAUCGUCAAGGAGCAGGAGGACCUGGUCACCGAGGAGCUGUCCAUUGACAAUCGCAUUCACUCGCGACUGAUUGGCGGUCGUGGGGCGGCGAUUCGCAAGCUGGACGACAUUGAUGUGCAGUACCAGCCACCGACUGACCACCAGUUUCACAUCAACUUUGAGGAGCUGUCGGCCACGGCCACUGUCAAGGACAGUAAGGACCAUCACGGUGGUGGUGGUGGAGGCCGAGAUGGUGGCGGAGGCGGUGGCAAGGGCGGCUUCCAGGUCCGAGGAGGACCUUGGGAGAAGAAGAAUAAGGGAGGCGGUGGACACAAUGGCGGUCUGCCCAAUCAACAGCACAACAACGGCCCUGCACCGGACACCAACAAUGCACAGGAGUUCCCUGCCUUUGGCGGCGGACCGGGUAGCGCUGAUCCCUCGUCGCCCACUGCUGACGGCGGUUUGGGUGAUGAUCAGAUGAACACCGUGGGCACCGCCUGGGCUCGCAAGAACGGCUUCAACUGA